CAGCUCAUUCAGCACAAGUAGGUACACAGACCCGCCUGUGGUCUAAUCACAGUCACCAUGAACAGGACCAAACUGAAGAAAACCAAGGUGACUCUUGAAGGGCAGAAGGACAUCUCAUCCUUCUUUUCCUCUGAAAACCAAAAGGACAAGUCACUUUCAAAGAAGUUAUCAAUCACAGACUCUGCAUUUGCCGCCACUGGACCACAGAUCAAAGAAGAUGAAACCGUCCCAUUUAGACUCCACUCUCCCAGAAAGAGACAUAUCCUUGGGGACCUUGAGAACCUCCUGCCCUCCUCGCCUGAUCUUGUCCUCUCGGUGCCAGAGACCCCUAACAGUCAGAUCAGGCUUGUCUCCUCCUCUUCCUCCAAAGAGGCAGGCCAUCUUAGUCCCCAUCCCAGCAGAGAGGUGGCAUGCCAACUAUCUCCCAUCUGUGUCACUCCCCGCUCCAAAGGGCAGAGUGUACGGAGAUUAAUGAACGAUGAAGGAGGAAGAACCAAGAGGGAAGAGAGAUGUUCUGGCUCCACCAAAAGACUCUUCAGCCCUCCUCAAGAGUCCCACAAUGCCAAGAGAGCAAGGACCGUGAUCAGCCCCACUGGUAGCAACCUAAAAGUCACAAGAUCUGUGACUGACCAUGGGAAAACAGCUUGUUUCUCCAGUAACCAGUUGGAGGGACACAGCCGAGGUACUGAAGUGGAAGUGGUCUUCAAUUACAAGAGAAGCACGACAAUGCCACUGAAGUCUGUUUCCUGCCACUCUUUGGGGACACACAGAAAACAUCAGGAAGACAGCGAUGAGGGUGAGAAAGGUUCCAGUUUUACUGUGAUAACAGAGCAGAAAGCAGCAGAGGGGAAAACUAGUGUAAAUCCACAUACUCGUCUGGAUAAGGAUACUCGCACACUCACUGCUCAUGUGCACAAACCUGCUGCACAAAUGAUCACACCCGCACCACAGAAAAGUGCACAGGAGGUGGAGGUCGACACAAACGAGAAAGAGGCUAUAAGAACAGCCAGGACAUUACCAAAUGGAGACAGAGAGAAUGUGCCAUCAUCCAAUCAAGAGCAAACUGGAGGAAUGACAUCAGAGAUGUUGGAUGAAAACUGGUUUGCAGAGCAUAUGGAUGAUAAUGAAGGUCUUGUCACUGAUAAAACCAAAAAUCCCCGUAAGGUACCAGACCAUGUGAUCCUUUCUGGAGGCAUGAACAACCGUUACUGGGUUUUGGAUGUGGAAGAGAGGCCUGGUCAAAAAACACUGACCAUCUCAUGCUACAAAUCUCUACAUCCGACCGAGACGUGUCUGAUGAAGGAUGGAUGGGAGAUGACACCUGUUUGUCGUGGUGAUGUGGUGCAUCUGGAGGGACGCACUGAUGGUGGGUCGUGGUUAGUGGACAGGGAGCAGGGUUUCCUGGUUUUACUGCCUGAUAGCUUGAUCUCAGGUACCAGCAUCUCAAGCUCCAUCCGCUGCAUGAGACGUGCAGUACUGGGUGAUAUGUUUAAGAGUUUUGACGGUGGUUCAAAGCAGAUGUUGAAUGGUACCAUGGUCCAUGAAGUCUUUCAGAGAGCAGCUAAAGCUAAAGAUUUUUCUUUGGAGACACUGUCUAAGCUGGCUGACCAGGCCUUGCACAGCCCUCAGUACCUGGGAGACAUGUACAGUUUGGGUGUAAGUCAAGAAGAGAUGAAGCAGGAACUGCAUGAUUAUCUCCCUUCACUGGAACAUUGGGCAAAUGAAUACCUCAGCUCCUCAAGACCAAAAGCCAUCAGUCUCAGAGUCCCUACCAGCAGUAGAGCUCCGAGCAGGGGUCAGGACUCUGAAACUGUCGUCUCGGUCACAGAGCUGGCAGAUAUAGAAGAGAAUGUGUGGUCGCCGAGAUUUGGUCUGAAAGGUAAAAUUGAUGUGACAGCACGUGUUCGAAUCCAAAGACCACGAAACGGCAGUCACAGAGCACUGGAGGAGAAGACUAUGCCCCUGGAGCUGAAAACUGGAAGAGAGUCUAACUCGAUAGAGCAUCGCAGUCAGGUGAUUCUGUACACUCUGAUGAGCAUGGACAGAUACAAUCCUGAAGCUGGCCUCCUGCUUUACCUCAAGACUGGCAACCUGCACCCUGUAGUGGCCAGCCACAUGGAUCGCAGAGAGCUGCUGAAGCUGAGGAACACGCUGGUUCAUCACAUUCACAACUGUGUGGAGAAAAAAGCAGAGAGGAGCCUCUUGUCUAGACUUCCUGACAUUCUGACAAACAGACAAACCUGCCAGUACUGUCCCCAAAGGAGGAACUGUGCUUUAUAUGAGAGAGCUUUGGAUAGCAGCUCUGCAGACGUCAGCGAGGAUGCUGUGCGUGACUUCCUGCAGCAGGAGACAGGUCACCUGACUCCACCACAUCUGAGCUAUUUUUCCCACUGGCUGCUGCUCUGUUGCCUUGAGGCUGCAACCAUGGAGGCCAAGAAUUCCAGAAAGCAUGUGUGGCUUCAGACGGUUGAGGAGAGUGAGAAGAACGGGAGCUGUAAGGGGAAUAUGCAGCUCAGUGGCCCAGUGACCGUCCAGUCUGAAGGAGUUUUCCUCCAUCGCUUCCAGAGCAGUAGUGUGACACGGCAGCAGGGUUUGGCCAACAGUGGUCUGACCAGCGGGGAUCGCAUCGUUGUUAGCGACCAGGAAGGUCGUCUCGUUGGCUUAGCAACAGGCUACCUGUGCGAGGUCAGCAGGACAACGAUCAGCUGCACUCUGGACAGGGAUUUGUCAAAGUUCAGCGGAGUGUUGUUUCGAUUGGACGGUGAUGAAGGUGUGGUGGGCCUCAGUACCCACCUCACCAAUCUCUCCAAACUGAUGGAAAACUGUCAGGACAGUGAUCGUCUGAGGGAGCUGGUUGUUGACCUUCGUCCUCCAGAGUUUAUUUCCAACCUCAGUUCUGUUCUGCCCAGAGAGGCCAAGGACACUGUGGCCAGCAUCCUCAAAGGUCUCAACAAACCCCAGAAGCAGGCCAUGAAGAAGGUGUUGUUGUCUAAAGACUACACACUCAUUGUUGGUAUGCCAGGCACAGGCAAAACCACAACCAUCUGCACCCUGGUUCGUAUCCUACAUGCAUGUGGGUUCAGUGUGUUGCUGACCAGCUACACCCACUCUGCUGUUGACAACAUCCUUCUGAAGCUAAAGCGUUUCCGGGUCGGCUUUCUGCGUCUGGGUCAGGGGCAGAAGGUUCAUCCAGACAUCCUGCCUUACACAGAGGAAAGUGUCAGGAAGAAGGGAGUUCACACUCUCUCAGAGUUGGAGCAGCUUUAUAACAAGGAGCUUAUAGUGGGAACCACCUGUAUGGGCAUCAAGCAUCCCAUUUUCACACGUCGGCGGUUUGACUUCUGCAUUGUAGACGAGGCGUCACAGAUCAGCCAGCCUAUCUGUCUGGGGCCCCUGUUCUACGCAAAGAGAUUCGUCCUGGUUGGAGAUCACCAACAACUGCCGCCAAUAGUUAAAAACCUGGAAGCUAGGUCACUUGGGAUGGAUGAAAGUCUAUUUAAGCGACUAGAACUUCAUAGUGAAGCAGUGAUCCAACUCAAUGUGCAGUACCGGAUGAACAGGCAGAUAAUGUCUCUCAGUAACUCCCUGAUGUAUGAGGGACGGCUGGAGUGUGGAUCAGAAAGGACAGCCUCUGCCCUGCUGCCCCUGCCUUUCCUGCUUUCUGUCCAGUCGGAGCUUAGUUCCUGCUCUCAGAGUCAUCCCAGGCAUGACCCGGCAUGGAUACAGGCCACAUUGUUGCCUAGCAACCCUGUUUGUUUCCUUGAUUGCUCAAUGGUGCCAGCACUGGAGUCAGUGGAGCAGGGAGGCGUAAGCAAUCACACUGAGGCUGCUCUCAUACACAAGUUGCUCUCACUGCUGAUAAAGGCAGGUUGUAAGCCCAGUGAUAUAGGUGUUAUCGCUCCCUACAGACAGCAGUUAAAGAUUAUCUCUGCUCUACUGCAGUCCUCUGCUUUCAUCGGAGUGGAGGUGAACACAGUCGACAAAUACCAAGGACGGGACAAAAGUCUAAUUGUCCUUUCUUUUGUCAGGAGCACUGCAGAGGAAGGACAUUUAGGAGAGCUGUUGAAGGACUGGCGUAGACUGAAUGUGGCCAUUACUAGGGCCAAACACAAGCUGCUGAUGGUGGGCUCUGCCACAACGCUGCGCCGCUAUGCACCAGUGGAGAAACUACUCAACCACCUCCGGCAAGAGAACAUGAUUAUCCAGCUGCCGCCAGCUGCCCACAAGGCCUUACCCAGCAUGCACCUAUGACAGAAGACUGUGAAGACAUGAUGGUGUUUCAGAUCAACUGCCUGUCUCACAGUGGAGCAGACAGCGGCUAUGGGGAACUUCAACAGCAAUUGAGUACCAUUCUGUAAAAGCACCUUAGUGAUCUGUCAGAAGGUUUUGAUCAAACAUAUGAGUUGUAAGUACUUGUGGGAGGUGUACUUUGUCAGCACUUCAAAAUCUAGCUAUUGUGUUGCUGUGCAACAAGCAUUUGUUGGAGUUUAAGUGAAGAUACAAAUGUCUCUAAUCAUCAGGACAACCAAGAUGCUGUCUCUAAUCCGCACCACACUAGUUAAUUUUAAGUGUUAUAAUAGAAUGAUUUUAUAUAACAGCCUUUUAUUAGAGCUUAGAAAUGGAGGUGGCCUUGUGGUAUAAAAUCUGUUAGCGCAGGCUGUUAUGUACUUAAACUGUUUUUCAUAAUUUAAAAUGCUGUAUUAAUAUCACAUGCAUCAUUCAACACAAUAUACUGACACAUUUUUGCGGACUGUGAAAUGGCUUAAGGAUGUAGCUGCUAUUGUUUUUCAUUUAUUUUAAAUGGGACACACUCUGUAUUCCAUUCUGUCACUGUCCCUGCUGCUAAACGCAGAGGAACAAGGUACUGACCAUCUAAACCAGAUGCACACAAAACUCAAUCUGCAGCUGAAACAUGUUGAACUGUGAUAUAUUAUGGUGCAAAGCAUCAAACUGGCACUAGUAACUGUUUAUAAAGUCAGAUAUUUUUGAUCAAAUACCUCAAUCAAUACUCUGCAUUUUAGGCAUGACUUUUGGUACUUCCACUUGGUGUUUCCACACACAGCACAGAAAAUCAUCACUAAUGUGAAUAAGUAAUUUAAGGUAGUUAUCUAUGGUUAUUUUCACUUAGCUACAACAGUCAGACAAACUUAUGCAUGUCUGUAAGUCAACCAGACUUUAGUCUUAAGGAAUGUAGAACCUUAGACUAAAAGGGUUAGCUAUACCACUACAUUACAAUAGCCAGAAUUACUUGAAAUCUUAAGUCACUAAAUCAAUAGUUUUCCAAACACAUGGUGUAUAAAGCAGUGGCAGCAGUGGAUCGACUGUAGAUCACUGGACUUCACACAUACUUGAACUAUGUUAUAAUCUGUAAAAGAGAUGAACUAAAACCAAGCGUUUGAGUCAUUUACCUCAAUUUCUUUAUGUAACGCAGAACUGAAGCGCUACAGAGACUGAGGAUACUACACAGUAAUAUCAGUUAAAACCACAACUUAGAAAAAAAUUAUCUAUCUGCUCAAAGCAUUUUGCAAAUAUAAUCUAGUGCUAAUGCACUGUGAUGAUUUAACUUACUCCUUUAUGUAA
This is a messenger RNA of Toxotes jaculatrix (banded archerfish), 5580 nucleotides long. RefSeq names its product DNA replication helicase/nuclease 2 (gene dna2). Gene Ontology annotation, molecular function: 5'-flap endonuclease activity; single-stranded DNA helicase activity. The record is from RefSeq and is a predicted model, not a curated record. The transcript is spliced from 25 exons. Gene Ontology annotation, cellular component: cytoplasm. NCBI's taxonomy places the organism in Eukaryota, Metazoa, Chordata, Actinopteri, Toxotidae. Gene Ontology annotation, biological process: replication fork reversal. The coding region runs from base 58 to 4251 and encodes 1397 amino acids.